AUGGGCUCAGAAGCGAUGAGUUUUACGUCACCCUAUACUGUUAAAACACUAGACCAGAUACCUACACCUGUACUCAAGCUAUUGGUGUCAUUAGGGCCUGCACUAAGAUAUAUUGCUCAACUAGCUCAAGUCAUCAUGUGGAAAUCAUCACAACCUCGACUUUCUAUUCUGAUGGUCUUGAUAUGGAUCAUGACCUGUCUUUGGACUUGGCAACUUCUUGCCUUGGGCCCUCCUGGUCUGAUACUUUACAAACUGGCUCAAGACUGGUUAGCAGUAAGAAUGAACCGAGUUCGCCGAGAGAACCUAGAAAAAGUGCGUCAAGAGCAGCGUAAGAAAAGAGAAGAGAAACUAAGACAAGAAGAUGAUGAUGACGAACGAAGCCGUUAUUUGGAACAACAAAAGGAGGAGGAAGCAAAUGAAUUGAUUUCGAGAAAGAUUCGACCUGCUGGACAGGUAUCGCUGGAUGAUACCUUGGAGGAUUUAGUGAUCAUCAAUGCGUUCUUGGAUCACUCUCAGAGAUAUAUUGAACGAGCUAUCAAUACUAUUGGUGAAUCUAAUCCAGUAUCUGUGCUGAGUGUCCUGAUGUAUGUUGCACCUCUCUGGAUCUUACUCAAUUGGUGGUUUGGUGCUCAAGUCAUUAUGGCCAUUGUGGGUGCUGUCCUUCUUGUCAGCCCUUCCCCUUGGUUUCAAAUCAUUGUCAGUAGUAUGCGUCGUAACAUCGUCUUGAAGCAUCUGUUGGCUGCCAUGUGGGCUUAUGGAGUGGCCGUGAUUUUGUCUAUCUUUCGCUUCGACUUACAAUUUAAAGAGCGUAUUCGAACCAUGCUCCAUCGUGCUAAAAAGACAAAGGCGAACGCUCUCUCCAUGAUAGAAAAGCCUAUGGAAACACAACAAGAUGAUAGUAAGGGCACACGUACUGAGAUGAUCUUUCAAUUUGAAGUGUAUGAGAAUCAGAGAUGGUGGUUAGGUGUUCACUGGACAACCAACAUGAUGCCCAAUGAACGUGGACCAUGGACAGAUAGCCAAUUGAAGCCUAUACCUAGUAAAGAAGAAUUUCAAUUACCAGAAAGUACAUCAAACACAACCUAUCAGACAAUCAAUGAGAAGCAGACAAUCAAACGUACAACGCGUAAAGUAUGGACCUGGGCAGACGGAGAUUGGUGGGUGGAUAUGACGGGUGAAUUAGAAGGCAAGGUAGAUCAUAACGGAUGGGAGUAUGGAAAUAAUGCAUGGAAGCAAUUGAGUGGUAUGCCUGGUAUUCAAACAUUCACGAGACGUCGUCGUUGGUGUAGGCGAGCAAGAUUGGUAGAGCGUGAAAUAGAAGAAAUACGUAAUAAUGACGAAGCGAAAAAGGAAAAAUGA
Messenger RNA from Rhizopus microsporus ATCC 52813, 1359 nucleotides. RefSeq lists its product as uncharacterized. Gene Ontology annotation, biological process: peroxisome organization. The transcript is spliced from 2 exons. Gene Ontology annotation, cellular component: peroxisomal membrane. Lineage: Eukaryota; Fungi; Mucoromycota; Mucoromycetes; Mucorales; Rhizopodaceae. The record is from RefSeq and is a predicted model, not a curated record. Bases 1 to 1359 code for a protein of 452 amino acids.